GCUGUCACCCUCUAAAUCAACCCUUAUGUAGUUUCUCACUCUCUUGUUAAACUGUUCUUCAGCUUUGUUUCUGCAGCAUUGGCAGCUUUGUUAAAGAGAAGGUUCAAAAUUUAGGCUUGGGCUCACCUUAUACUCAACGUCUCAACUCCAACCCAACCCAAAAGUCCUGCUUUUUCAGAGUCCAAGCCCAAAAUCCUUUUUCUUCCCAACUUCUCUGCACCAAAACAUCGGAGCAGAACAGAACCACUUCAAACACCAAAUGCUUCUUCUUCGCAAAGCUUAUUCAACAACUUCCAGUACUUCCCUAACUUGGAGAACCCAAAUCAAACAAGCUCACUUAGCCUCCCAAAUCUCCUCGAUUCUCUUACAGAGACGCAACUGGGUUCCACUCCUCCAAAACCUCAACGUCCCCAAACUAAACCCUCCUCUGUUUCUCCAGAUCAUCCACAAAAUCCAGAGCAACCCACAACUCUCUUUGGAUUUCUUCAACUGGGCCAAGUCCAAUUUACGUUUCGAACCAGACCUCAAAUCCCACUGCCAAAUCAUCCAACUCUCACUCGGGUCUGGCCUCACCCGACCCGCCAAACCCAUCUUGGACACACUAAUCCAGACCCAUCAUGUUUCCAAGCUUGUACAGUCCAUGUCUCAGGCUUGUAAAGGUACAGAUUCUCUAUCCAAUAUGUUAAGUUUUGUGCUUGGUUGCUAUGCAAGAAAGGGUUUGGUUAGAGAAGGCAUAGAAGUUUAUAGAGAAAUGAGUGUUCUUGGUUGUGUGCCUUCAGUUUUAGCCUGCAAUGCAUUGCUUAAUGCUAUGAGGCAAGGAAAUGAGACUAGAUUGGGUUGGUGUUUUUAUGGGGUUAUGCUCAGAAAUGGGGUUUCACCAGACCAGUUUACAUGGUCUCUGGUUGCUCAGUUUCUUUGUAAAGAUGGGAAAUUUGAAAGGAUUCUUAGACUUUUGGAUUUGGGUGUUUGUGAUUCUAUGUUUUAUAGUCUUCUUGUCGAAGGUUAUAGCAAAAGUGGGAAUUUUGAUGCUGCAUUUUGCUACUUGGAGAAAAUGAGUGAUGGGAAAUUGGAACCUGGUUUUAGUACUUAUAGUUCUGUUCUUGAUGGGGCAUGUAAACUUGGGUAUGUGGAAGUGGUUGAAAGGGUAAUGAGGAUUAUGGUAGAGAAGAAAUUGCUUUCGGAGAGUCCUGUUUCGGAGUAUGAUUCAAUUGUUAAGAAGCUUUGUGCUUUGGACAAAACUUAUGCGGCAGAGAUGUUCUUUAAGAAAGCGUGUGAUGAGAAAAUUGAAUUGCAAGGUGCUACUUAUGGAUGUAUGCUGCAGGCAUUGACUAAAGAAAUGAGAAUAGUGGAAGCUAUUCGGGUUUAUCGGGUGGUUUGUGAGAGGGGUAUAGUAGUGGAUGAUAGCAGUUAUUAUGCAUUUGCUAAUGUCCUUUGCAAGGAAGAGCGAUCUGAGGAGGGUUUCGAGUUGUUAAUGGAUGUUAUAAGAAGAGGGUUUAGUCCUUGUGCAUCAGAAUUGUCUGGAUUUAUAUCAUUUCUAUGUGGCAGGCGUAGAUGGAGAGAAGCAGAAGAUGUGUUGAAUUCAGUUCUAGACAAAGGGCUACUACCGGAUUUGACUUCUUGUUCUUCGUUAGUAGGGCAUUACUGCUCUAGAAGACGGAUUGAUUCAGCGAUGGCAUUGCACAGUAAGAUGGAAAAACUGAACGGCAGUUUGGAUGUGACAACUUACAAUGUACUUCUUGGUGGGCUUUUUGCAGCAAGGAGAGUUGAAGAAGCAGUGAGAGUGUUUGAUUACAUGAGAAUUCACAACUUGAUGAGCAGCGAAAGCUUUACGAUCAUGAUUCGUGGGCUUUGUCAAGUAAAGGAACUGAGAAAGGCCAUGAAAAUUCAUGAUGAAAUGUUGAAGAUGGGACUUAAGCCUCCUGCAGCAACUUAUAAACGUUUGAUAUAUGCAUUCAAGUAAAC
Messenger RNA from Rosa rugosa (rugosa rose), 1962 nucleotides. Its product is annotated as pentatricopeptide repeat-containing protein At4g21170. Gene Ontology annotation, molecular function: protein binding. Bases 260 to 1960 code for a protein of 566 amino acids. The record is from RefSeq and is a predicted model, not a curated record. The transcript has a single exon. Lineage: Eukaryota; Viridiplantae; Streptophyta; Magnoliopsida; Rosales; Rosaceae.